CCAUUCCAUGGUCACACGUGCCGAUUAUAACACAAGGCCGAAGGAAAACAGUCAUGCCUGGAAUUCUGUUGGGAGACGUGUUACCUAACUUUGAAGCAGAGACUACAAUCGGCAAGAUCAAAUUUCAUGAAUUCUUGGGAAAUUCAUGGGGUAUCUUGUUCUCACACCCACGUGACUUCACUCCAGUAUGCACGACUGAGCUAGCCCGUGCUGCGAAGCUUCACGAUGAGUUUAAGAAACGUGACGUGAAGAUGAUUGCACUGUCCAUUGACAGCGUGGAGGACCACCGCAAAUGGAGUGAGGACAUCAUGUCGUUUAAACAAGACAAAACCUGCUGUCCCGUGCCUUUCCCCAUCAUAGCAGAUGACAAGAGGGAGUUGUCGGUCUUACUGGGGAUGCUGGACCCUGAUGAGAGGGAUAAAGAUGGGAUGCCCCUCACUGCCCGCUGUGUGUUUGUCGUUGGCCCAGAUAAGAGGCUGAAGCUGUCCAUUCUCUAUCCAGCCACUACAGGGCGCAAUUUCGAUGAGAUUCUCCGUGUCAUAGACUCUCUGCAGCUGACUGCAACAAAGAAGGUGGCCACACCUGUUGACUGGAAGCCUCUGGUCAAGAAGUCAUGGUCAUCCCUUCUUUGUCGGAUGAAGAAGCCAACAAACUUUUCCCAGCAGGUUUUACCCUCAAAGAGGUGCCUUCUGGGAAAAAAUACGUACGCUACACUAAACCGUAACUGAUAUAUUGGGGCAAUACUGUAGAAAUGGCAUUUAACUAACAUCAUAUUUAAGUCCAACUGAUGUGGUGCAUUCUGACUUUGAUUACAUGACCCAUCACCUGCUACUAUCCAGAGAGAGAAAUCAUCAGAAUUUAGCAUCUUAAGGUUAUUACAUACAAUCGAAUUAUUGUAUUGUGCCUUAAUCUCAAUAAAACUCUGGUCCUUUUGUAAUUUAAAAA
Molecule: messenger RNA, 945 nt
Organism: Sinocyclocheilus anshuiensis
Lineage: Eukaryota; Metazoa; Chordata; Actinopteri; Cypriniformes; Cyprinidae
Gene: prdx6
Product: peroxiredoxin 6
Exons: 5
Coding region: 54-728 (224 amino acids)
Biological process (GO): cellular oxidant detoxification; cell redox homeostasis
Cellular component (GO): mitochondrion; cytosol
Molecular function (GO): peroxiredoxin activity
Source: RefSeq, a predicted model, not a curated record